Messenger RNA from Penicillium arizonense, 165 nucleotides. RefSeq lists its product as uncharacterized. The record is from RefSeq and is a predicted model, not a curated record. The transcript has a single exon. NCBI's taxonomy places the organism in Eukaryota, Fungi, Ascomycota, Eurotiomycetes, Eurotiales, Aspergillaceae. The annotation marks the transcript as partial.
CGCCACAUUGAGACUCAUUACCAUUGGAUCCGCGAGAGAGUUGAAGAAGGCAAAAUACGACUCUCUCACGUCGCCGGCGUCUCCAACAUUGCUGAUGGCCUCACCAAGCCAUUAGCAAGACCUGCUUUCGAAGCAUUUCGCAACGCAUUGGCGUUGAAAGCCUGA